GUCAGUACACACAUUUAGAAGAAAUACAGCGACAAACUGAGCGAGUUAGAGAGAGAGAGAGAGCGAAAGAGAGAGAGAGCAGGGUAUGAGACUUAAGGAAUAGGAGGGGCUUCUGAACGACUAGAAAUGUCAAUCAGAGCUAAGAGUCCCAAUAAUCUAAGGCAAUCUGUAAGGACCUGACCUUAGUCCAUUCAGAUCAAUAGGAAAGUGAGAGAGGAAAGUACAAUCGGAUCGUUUACACUGGCUCUGUAUGAGGAAACCUAGACUUCCCUUACAGUUACACUCACUGUAAAGUGGAUACCGUAGAGCAAGAAAAGGGGCGAUUCUCUGCUUUUUGUGACUACAGAAGCCCUUUCCAACGACCAUGUCGUUCCCCCAGCUGGGAUAUCAGUACAUCAGACCGAUCUACGCCUCGGAGCGCCAGGGGAUCGGCAGUGCCCGAGCCGGGACAGACCUCAGCCCGUCUGGGGCUCUCUCCAACGUGCUAUCGACCAUGUACGGGUCACCUUUCGCUGCGGCGCAAGGAUAUGGAGCAUUUCUCCCUUAUUCAAACGAUAUCUCAAUUUUUCCUCAGUUGGGCGCCCAGUAUGAGUUGAAAGACAGUCCCGGCGUACAGCCACCUGGUUUCCCACACCAUCACCCAGCGUUUUACCCGUACGGCCAGUACCAGUUCGGUGACCCAUCAAGACCCAAAAAUGCCACCAGGGAGAGUACCAGCACGCUGAAGGCCUGGCUCAGCGAGCACAGGAAAAACCCGUACCCCACCAAGGGGGAGAAAAUCAUGCUGGCCAUCAUCACCAAAAUGACCCUCACGCAAGUGUCCACCUGGUUCGCCAACGCCAGGAGACGGCUAAAGAAGGAGAACAAGAUGACCUGGACCCCACGGAGCCGGACAGACGAGGAAGGGAAUGCUUACGGCAGCGAUCACGAAGGAGAGGAAGGAGACAAGAGGGAGGAGGAUGAAGAAAUCGAUUUAGAAAACAUCGACACGGAAAAUAUCGAAAGCAAGGACGACUUGGAUGACCAGGACGGAGACUUACACUCUGAUUUGAAACUGGACGGCAGGAGCGACUCGGAGAUCUCCGACGGCUACGAGGACUUAGAGGGACCGGACGAGAGGUUUUUAAAAUCCGUCGUAAAAGAGGGUCAAGAAAUACACGGCGACCGUGGGGAGCACCACCACCCGUUAGAGAUCAAGGCGAGGCAGCCGAACGGCGAGCAGCACAAAAUGAACCCCGUUUCCAUCCACUCUCCCCCCUCAGAAAAUAACGCGGCCCCUGCCCAGAAACCCAAAAUAUGGUCUCUGGCAGAGACGGCUACGACUCCGGACAAUCCCAGAAAGUCUCCCCAAAUUAGCGGCACCCCAGCCGUGCCUGCCACACCAGCCAUCCUUCCUCCACACAGACUCAUUUCUUGUCCCGUAGGGAAACUUCAGAACUGGACAAACAGAGCUUUUUCGGCGCACCAGCUCGCUCUAAUAAACUCCAGCCAUUACCUGGGACUGGCAAACCAGGGUUCGACUAACGCUGGCCUGGCGAUGUACAGUAGACCGUCAGAGGAGCAGAACAACAACACAGAAUCAGCAGUAACAGACAGAUCUAGUGCCUUGGAAGCAGAGAAGAGGUUGUUGAAAACAGCCUUUCACCCAGUUCAGAGACGGCCUCAGAACCAGCUAGAAGCAGCGAUGGUUUUAUCGGCGCUGUCUUCCUCAUAGUCUUUUGUAUUUCAAUUUUUACUCGUUGUAAGGAAUGUAAAAUAACAGUUCUCUGUACACUUACCUUGUAAGCAUGUCUUGUGUAAAACUGCUAAUGUAAUAUUGUACGAAACUGUAGUCUGUGAGGUUUCUUUUUGUAAGUUCGGUGAGAAUUUGGUGUCCAAAAUGUUUUGUAUAUAAAGAAAAGAAAAAUGUACAUACGUGUGAACGAAAUUGUACAAGAAAGUAUAUAUUUUGGCUAAUAAAUGAACUGUUUCAACUUUA
Molecule: messenger RNA, 1978 nt
Organism: Lepisosteus oculatus (spotted gar)
Lineage: Eukaryota; Metazoa; Chordata; Actinopteri; Semionotiformes; Lepisosteidae
Gene: irx3a
Product: iroquois homeobox 3a
Biological process (GO): cell development; neuron differentiation; regulation of transcription by RNA polymerase II
Cellular component (GO): nucleus
Molecular function (GO): RNA polymerase II cis-regulatory region sequence-specific DNA binding; DNA-binding transcription factor activity, RNA polymerase II-specific
Source: RefSeq, a predicted model, not a curated record